AUGGCGAUAGCGACAGCUCUCGUGCGACCUCUGGUCCCACGCUCCCCUCUUCUCAGGAGCUCAUAUCUGUCGUGGUCCUCGACAUCAGCGCAGCGUCCGGCCUCCAGCGCAGUGCGGCCGCCGAGCCCCAAGCGCCAGGCCCGCAAGCCCAAGCCCAUCAAAAGAUUCGUACCCGACGAGGUCAAGAAAUUCGUCAAGCCCGACGGCAAGCUCCUGACCACGCCCCAAAACCGAGACUUCCUCCUCCAACACGGCCUCGAGCCCGACAAUGGCCGCAUGACGCUCCUCCACGGAGGCCCCGAGCUGUCCAGGGCAGCUUCGGAUUUCAGCGCCAUGCUGGCCUACAGUCCGCGUCACAUCAUCCACCCGUUCGACCUGCGCUAUUUCGAGCCUCGCGGUCACCCUCUGGCGCCAAUGAAGCGGGCCAAGUAUGCUCACAAAACACGACACGAGCCAAUGUGGAUCAUGGUCAGCUGUGCCGGAAACGCGUCCGCCGUAGUGCGCACGCUUACCCGCCGCCGACUGACGCGGUGCAUAUAUGAAGCUCUCCACGGGCUUGGAUAUCGGGCCGGGUCUCGAAACGGCGAGGUCAGCAAAGUCUGGGGAACUCUUUGGGUCGUGGUACAUGACCCCGUCAAGGCGGCAACGCAGUCGCCGGAGCGGUUCGGUCGUGUUGUAGCUGAUGCCCUGGUCAAAAACUGCAGGACAUGA
This is a messenger RNA of Metarhizium album ARSEF 1941, 711 nucleotides long. RefSeq lists its product as uncharacterized. NCBI's taxonomy places the organism in Eukaryota, Fungi, Ascomycota, Sordariomycetes, Hypocreales, Clavicipitaceae. The transcript has a single exon. Bases 1 to 711 code for a protein of 236 amino acids. The record is from RefSeq and is a predicted model, not a curated record.